This is a messenger RNA of Ylistrum balloti, 1337 nucleotides long. RefSeq names its product hydroxyacyl-coenzyme A dehydrogenase, mitochondrial-like. Gene Ontology annotation, cellular component: mitochondrion. Lineage: Eukaryota; Metazoa; Mollusca; Bivalvia; Pectinida; Pectinidae. The transcript has 8 exons. Gene Ontology annotation, biological process: fatty acid beta-oxidation. Bases 3 to 938 code for a protein of 311 amino acids. The record is from RefSeq and is a predicted model, not a curated record. Gene Ontology annotation, molecular function: (3S)-3-hydroxyacyl-CoA dehydrogenase (NAD+) activity; NAD+ binding.
UCAUGGCUCACUUCGUAAAGACAUGCGUUCGAAGAUUUUCCACGUCCGCAAUGCGUGAACAAGCUAUAAAGUGUGUGACUGUGAUAGGAGGUGGGCAGAUGGGAGCUGGUAUUGCACAGGUUGCAGCAACUACUGGACAUCAAGUUGUAAUUGUGGAUCAGUCUGAGGAUAUUCUAGCCAAAUCCAAGGCUUCUAUACACAAAAGUCUGCAAAGGGUAGCCAAGAAAAAGUUUGCUGAAGAUGCUAAGGCUGGGGAAGCUUUUAUAUCUGAAGCCAUUGACAGAGUGAGUAUCCAAACAGAUGCCUCCAAUGCAGUUGGCAAUGCAGAUCUUGUUGUGGAGGCCAUUGUAGAGAAUAUAGAUGUGAAAAGACAGCUGUUUACAGUAUUGGAUAAGGCAGCCCCUCAACAUACCAUAUUUGCCAGUAAUACAUCCUCCUUGCCCAUCAAAGACAUAGCUGAGUGUACACAAAGAAUGGACAGAUUUGGUGGUCUCCAUUUCUUCAAUCCUGUUCCGGUCAUGAAAUUGCUGGAGGUUAUCAGAAUACCUCAAACCAGUGAUGAAACGUUUGAUAAACUACUGGCCUUUGGAAAAGCUUUGCAGAAAACAACUGUUAACUGCAAGGAUACACCAGGAUUCAUAGUCAACAGGCUGCUGGUACCAUAUAUGGCAGAAGCGGUGCGACUUGUAGAGAGAGGUGAUGCUACCACUCGUGACGUGGACACUGCUAUGAAGUUAGGUGCUGGCUAUCCUAUGGGACCAUUUGAGUUGAGCGACUAUGUAGGGUUGGACACCAUGAAGUUUAUUCUAGACGGUUGGGCUGAGAAGUAUCCAGACAAUCCAUUAUUUGAACCAAGUGCUAUGCUAAACAAGUUGGUUGCUGAAGGAAAGCUUGGAAUCAAAACAGGAGAGGGCUUCUACCCAUACAAGAAGAAGUAACUCUGAAAAUGGCCAGUAAUGAAAUUUGCAGUGUUCUGCUGUGACCAUAAAAUUGUUAAUUUGUGAUUUGCUGAUAUGCAGUGAUUGAAGACUUGUCUUUUAGGUGGGAACAUUUUACAAUGACACAAUUUCAAUAAAAUUUUAAUGAAAAGGAAAUAGCAAUGUCUUUUUUUUUUUUUUACAGGAAUAGAUAUAUUCUAUACAUCUUUCAUUACCUCAGGUGAUUUAACUGUGUCAAUUGAGACCUAUUCAAACCUAUUCCAUGUGCAGUUUAACAUACUUAUAAUCAUUGAAAUUGGCAUUUUCCAGUGUGCUAUUCAUGGAUUCAAAUUAUAAUAUAUUGUAUAAUUUUUCAUAAUGGUUGAACUUAAUAUGACUCAGUGAGAAAUAAAUUUAUAA